Molecule: messenger RNA, 4578 nt
Organism: Porites evermanni
Lineage: Eukaryota; Metazoa; Cnidaria; Anthozoa; Scleractinia; Poritidae
Source: the annotation of a GenBank genome assembly
UCUUUUGUUGGAUUUCAGGUUGGCCAGAAAGUUGGAACUACAGUACAAAACAGAUUUGGUAAGCGAACCCAUAGACUUCUAUUGUAAUAUUCUUAAAACUUCAUGAAGAAAAAAGAAGAGUAUAAAAAAUAAAUGUAGUUCAGUGUCCUAUUAUUGUACAUUGUUUACAUUCCCUGAGUCAUAAGAGAACCUUUUUUUUGGCAGGAAGGAAAAUCUUAGAGCUUGGAGGAAAUAAUGCCAUUAUUGGUGAGCUGCAUAUUUUACAAUAAUCAUUCUUAUAACAUCAUAAUGAAAUCAAUUCCGUAGGGAUAUCUUCUGCUCCCAUGUGGAGCAAAAGAAAUAUGCAAAAUUGGAAGCCAUUUUCAUUUUCUGCGGCAUACAGCCUCUCUGAAAUUAUCUAUAGUACUGCAUUUUUCCUAAGUCUUUGCCAUUGCAAGUGGGUGGGGUUUUUUUUAUCAGCAACAUGUCCCUGUGGAAUUAGCUUUCCACACUGGUGAUAAAAGCUCAGUGUGUGUAUUAAUCUCCUUACAUUUCCUCACCAAGACCUUUUUUACUUGUUGAUCAUUUUCUAUAUUAAUUUUUCUUAUGACCUUAUGUCUGAUUGAGCAGUGUUGCUAUGAGGAGCAAUUAACUGUUAGUAGACACUCUUAGGCGUGAAAUGUUAAAGCUCAUAAUAUGGGUGGCUGUUAAUGGAACACAAGUUGUACUCAUUACUGUACUGCAUGAACCACUUGCAUUAAUUGGUGACUUGUCAUAGUAAAACUGAUUGAAACUGAGAUCUUAAUAACUUAAAAUCAAGUAAAAUUAGUAAAAAUAUACAACUGUUUUUUUUUGUCAGUAAUGAAUGAUGCAGAUUUAGAGCUUGCCAUCCCAUCAGUCUUGUUUGCAUCUGUUGGCACUGCAGGACAGCGAUGUACAACAACACGGAGAUUGGUAAAAAAAUACUUCUUUUACUCUUAUUUUAAGUACAGUUUGUAAACAUCAUUGGAUCAAUUUUGUCUUAUAGUGUACAGGUUUCCGACCCAACACAGCUGGUGGUCCUUUAAAGUUGGUUAAUUGAAUCCGAUUUUUGUAACAAGUCAACAAGGCAGUUUUAAUAUCUAUAGUUAAUUAUUAUCUUUUUCUUUGGUUAAAACAAGAGGAACUAAUCAUGAGUUUGAGUGCAUAAUUUAUUCUUUAAGUGGAGGUUUGUGAUAAGUUGUAAUCUCUAGAAAUGUACAAAAGGUUGUUGAUUCCUAUCUCUCACCAUGCAGCCUCCUCUCUAGCUACUUGGUAGUGGUAUAUUUAAAUGUGCAAUUCAAUUUUUACUGAUAAAAAGAACAAACCUGGUAAACUAACAGGUGUUUUUUCAAUGGCUUUCCUUAGACUGUCCAUGAAGACAUUCAUGAUGAAGUGGUAGAACGUUUAAAAAAAGCCUAUGCUCAAGUCAGAAUUGGAGAUCCUCUGGAUGGUGGGUGGAAGAUGUCUUAAAUAAAUGUGCAGUCCCAAGAAAGAAUAAGCAUACCCAUUCUUAUUUGUCGAGGUCAAAUUUUUCUUGUAUUUUGCAGAGGAUACUCUUUAUGGUCCAGUUCAUUCUGAAAUGGCCAUUGACAUAUAUAAAAAGGCUGUCGGUGAUGCUCAGAAGCAGGUCCUAUAUUAAAUAUUUAUUUUAUAAAUAUGUUGUCUUUAUGUGAUCAUCAAGUGUUUGAAAGGAAAUUUUUGUCUUUUGUGUCUGUCAUUGUCCAUGGUAAUUUUUCUAAUCCUGCCUAAUGGUUUCGUUUUGUUUUGUUUAGGGAGGAAGAAUUACUUAUGGAGGAAAGGUAAGAGGGUCAAGAUUUUAAUAUUGUCAUACCCUGUGAACAGUGGUUUCUCUCUUGCAUGGCUCGUAGCACGUACUAAGUCAUAUGCGUGGCUUGUUUAUCAUGCCUUGGGGAGUAUAAAACAAACCAACUAUGCAACAGACAAGCUACACAAACAACUUCGUAAACACUAAAAGCCAUGUAAGAGAGGAACCUUUGCCUUGCAGGGUAUAAUAUUAUUGUCAACAAUGCUCAGUUUGUAAAUUGGUCUGAAUUGGCCUCUUUUAAUUUUUCAUUGAGAAUAUUUCUUGGAACUUCAAUUCAAAGUUGUUGCUGACACCCCUUUUAGGUACUAGACAAGGCUGGCUUCUAUGUUGAGCCUACAAUCGUCACUGAUCUUCCUCAUGAUGCAGAAAUUGUACAUCGAGAAUCAUUUGUUCCCAUUUUAUAUGUUCUCAAGUGCAAGGUAAUAUUGUUUUGUUUAUUUUUUUCAUGUAUUUAGAAGUUCCACUACAUUCUUGGUGAUUAUGUUCACAUAAUAAUUAAUAAACAAGCAGCAGUGUUUUGUCAGGUUUAAAAUCACAAGCAGAAGGUAAGUGAUUUUACACCUGAUAAAACAUGUGCUGUGAGUUUAUCAAAUGUCCAAAAAGACAUGCCUGGAAAAGUGUGUCUCAAUUAUAAUAGAGUUCAGAAAAGAAUGAUGCUUUUGUGAAAGUUGGAAAUGCGCAUACGGAAAAAAAAAAAUAUUAAUAAUCAAAGGAGUUCAGGCUUCAGAAGUAAUCAUUGAUCGUUUAUUGCGACAGUGCUGUUUUCGUAUGGUCCGAAAUUGCAGGACCACACUCAUCAGGUAACUUCAAAAAUAAAAUUAGAUAUGAAAUUAGUAUGCAAGAAAAAUCACAUCUCCCCCUCUUUUGAACUUUCUUCUAUGAACGACACUAACCAAAGAGGACAUGGGGUCCACCUGAAAUGAUAUGUGACAUUUGGCCACUGAACGAAAAUGUUGAGUUUUCAAGCCACCAUUGAAGAUCAGCAUGUUCAGUACAAAUUAGGCUCUGGAUCUAAUAACUACCUUAUUUGGCCAGGAGGUAAGACUGACUCAGUUGUCAUGUUUGAAUGAUAAAUAAGUAUGUUAAUGUUGUUCACUUCAGAGCUUUGAGGAGGCUGUUAGUUGGAACAAUGAAGUCAAGCAAGGAUUGUCCAGCAGCAUUUUCACAAAGGACCUAGGCAAAGUGUUUAACUGGAUGGGGUAAGCCUAGCAAAGAGUUAAUUUCAGUCUUUCUGAGGUACUAUAAAAUUCCAAAAAUAAACCCCUCUAUGUAUAAGCCCCUCCAAAUAUAAGCCCCCCAAACUCGUAAUGCAAAAAACCCUCCGUUAAAUCACCCCUCCAGGUAUAAGCCCCCCCAGGGGGCUUGUACUUGGAAAUUGCCCUCAAAUACAAAGUAAAACAAAGCAAAAAUGGUUAAUUUCCUUCCAACUAAAAGGCUAGCCCAAUCGAUUUUGAAACACAAAUUUUCCUCCGUAGAUAAGCCCCUCUGAAUAUAAGCUCCUCCAAAAAUAAGCCCCUCAAAAAGGGCCGUUGAAAAAUAUAAGCCCCAGGACUUAUUUUCGGAAUUUUACAGUAUACUACUAACAACCAUUUGUAAAAUUGUUUAGACAUCCUUGCUAACAAAUAACUUGAUUACGACUAGGGCCAUUUAUUGAAAAGUUCAGGUAAAUAACCACAUUCACCCCCUUUCUCUUGCCUGUUGAAAGUCUGGGCUUUUUGCAACUUUGAUUAGAGGGAAAGGUGAUGAAUACAUGUUACAUACUUUGGGUCUAAAACGAUGCUGACUACCAAGCAAUAGCAAUAAAGGGGCUCAAGCUUUUACUGAUUGUUUGUUUUAUUCACCAGUUUAGGUUCUCUUCAAAAUAUGAUAUUACAAUAUUGGAUCAUCUAAUUAACAAGCAUUCCACUGAAUCUGAAUCAAUAAAUUAAUCUGCUGAGGGAGGAUGGUGAAAGUUUUAAACUAGGCAGAUUUCUUAGUACCUUAGUGUUACUGUCUUUCAGUCCAUUGGGAUCUGACUGUGGUAUCGUCAAUGUAAAUAUUCCAACAAGUGGAGCAGAGAUUGGAGGCGCCUUUGGUAAGUCAUACAAUGCAAGUCCUGCACUUCCAAGUGUCCUGUGAUUGCAUUCAAAAUUACCAGUAUUUCUUGGGGAAUUUCUGGCUGACUGAACAUUGUUCUCAUUCCACAAGGUGGGGAGAAGCAUACAGGAGGUGGCAGAGAAUCUGGAAGUGAUGCAUGGAAAGCUUACAUGAGGAGGUCAACAUGGUAAUAUCAAAAAUUUGUAACUUGAAAAAAUCAUUUGAAAAUGUACCAUUAAACACCCUUCUAGCAGAAUCGCUUCAACUUUCCUAGAUAAGAAACGCCUUGGCCUUCCUCUUCCCAACUUACCUAGAUUCUGUUUGCAGGGUAAUAUUAUUACACUGUAAGUGCACUCAAAUGAUCUACUAGCAUCAGGGAUAAAUUUUAUGAAAUGAUGUAUAGAAUACUGCAGGGGAGCAAACGCCACAAAAGUUAUCCUAUAGACAAAUUUACAACUGUUUUAUUAUCAGUAAAAUGCUUGAGUUCUGGUUUCGUUAAUUCUUUACUUUGAAACCCUAAAAAAUGCCUGCAAUUUCAUUCUCUCUCCACUAUCUUGUAUUACUUUUAAACAUAACAUACCAUGCUAUGAGGUUCUAAAAACAGUCUUGUUGUUUUUCUCAGCACAAUAAACUUCAGCAAAGAGUUGCCCCUUGCCCAAGGAAUCAAGUUCGGCUAA